Molecule: messenger RNA, 1517 nt
Organism: Mugil cephalus (flathead mullet)
Lineage: Eukaryota; Metazoa; Chordata; Actinopteri; Mugiliformes; Mugilidae
Product: GTPase IMAP family member 7-like
Exons: 2
Coding region: 156-1181 (341 amino acids)
Molecular function (GO): GTP binding
Source: RefSeq, a predicted model, not a curated record
GCAGUGCUGCGUAUGACUGUUUAAUGCUGAUCACUCCCACGGAACAAGUCCGACAAGUCCCUUGCCAUAACCAAAGCAAUCCCUAUCCAGAGAGCAACGAGGACACACUCAGAGUUGAGACAUCUCGGUGGAACGUGAAUUGAAACUGUGACAACAUGGACAUGCUGACUUCAACGAGGAUCGUCCUGCUGGGAAAAACGGGAGCUGGAAAAAGUAGCCUGGGUAAUACUAUAUUUGGAGAGGAUGUGUUCAACAUAAGUCACUCUUCCAUGUCUGAAGCAAGUCAGCCACGCGCAGAAACCAAACAAGUCAAAGGAAAGAGGACCACCUUGAUCGACACGCGCAGUGUUCUAGACACAUGCAGGUCUGAUGAGUUACUCAAGGCUGAUAUAGUGAGGUGUAUCACAGAGUGUGCUCCUGGGCCCCAUGCAUUUCUCAUUGUGCUUAAAGUGGAGAAAUACACAAAACAGGAGAAAGAGGUCAUCGAAAAGAUAUGUGAAUAUUUCUCUGAAGAUGCUCUAAAAUAUGCUGUGGUCGUCUUCACUCAUGGUGACCAGCUCCCAGAGGGAAUAACAAUUGAGAAAUUUGUGAGUCAGAAUAAGGAUCUGGACGAGUUGGUGAAGAAAUGUGGUGGCCGAUGUCAUGUCGUUGAUAAUAAAUACUGGAAAGAUAACAAAGAGAAUGUCUACAGGACCAACCACUACCAAGUGGCAGAGCUACUCAAGACAAUAGACAAGAUAGGUGGAGAAAACGAUAGAGAGUACUUCACCAAUGACAUGCUAGAAGACGUGAAGAGACAAAUAGAGACAGAAGAAGAGCACAUUAAAGAAGCAGCAGGAAACAUGUCACAGGAAGAUAUUAGAAAUACAGCGAAAACCUCUGUGUUUGAAGAGUUGCUCACCAGAUUAGCGGGCGCUGCAGCAGGUGUGCUCUUAGGAGCCUUCCUGGAUGCGGCAAAGAUCGUUAAAUUAGAUAAUUUUCAAGGGCUUUUAAAUGUUAGAGCUUUAGCAUCAACAGCCACAGGAGGAACACUUGUACAAGCGUUGGGAAGUGGGGGAGUACAGGGAGGUCAUAUAGGAUAUCAAGCAGCUGAAGGUGCGAAGUCUCCACUGGAAGCCGUGAAGAAAGCCACUGGGGCUGUCUGGAACAACUCCAGUGGACCAGGGGGUGCAAAACGGUGAAACAAUUAAUAGACAGGAAAUAGAACAGAGCAGCAACUUAAUGUUUGGUGCAUAUUAAUAGUUGAUGACCCAUAUUUGUUCUAAAGUGCAAAACGUUAAAGUAUUACGCAGAAUGACCCGCUUCAUAAUAAUAUACAUUAUUUUAUACAGAUAGAAAAUUGUGGGAAGUAAUCAGGUUUGGUAGAUUUAAACAUGAGUGUCUGAUCUUUUUGUAUGGACUAUGGGAACCUUCUGUCAAAUUAGUGAGGUGAUGGCCAUAGCAAUUGUUUUGAUUAUUGUAUUAUUCUAAAGAUUUCUUGUGUUAUUGUGAUAUUUAACAAUUAAACACCAGUGUGA